Messenger RNA from Chelonus insularis, 1148 nucleotides. Its product is annotated as golgin subfamily B member 1-like. The transcript has 2 exons. The record is from RefSeq and is a predicted model, not a curated record. The coding region runs from base 46 to 747 and encodes 233 amino acids. NCBI's taxonomy places the organism in Eukaryota, Metazoa, Arthropoda, Insecta, Hymenoptera, Braconidae.
UUAAAAAAUGUCAUUGAUAAACUGGAAAGAAAAAUAAUUUAUAAAAUGGAAUUGAGUGUUUCAGAACUGCAUCAAGAACAUGAUAGUCUGACGAGGAAAAUUCAAAAUUUAACUAACUGUAUCCAUGAAAGAAAUAUAAGAAUCGAAGAAUUAGAGAAUGAAAAAGUUCAUUUAUUGAACCGAAUCGAUCACACUUCUAUACAAUUAAACAAACAAAAUCAGCAAGUUGAAGUAUUAAAAAGAAUAAAUUCAACAUUUCGAGAAAAAUUAGACGAUCGAAAAAGAAAUAUUGAAUCGAUUUUUAGUGCUUUACAAUCCAUACAAUUUCAAAUUGAAAAAGUACAUCUAGUAUCUUCGGAAGACAAAAAAGUUACUACGGAUGUAAAUUACAAAAAAAAAAUAGAUAUUGCAAAUUCUGAUUAUUUUCUUCAAGAAAAUUCAAAUGAUGUUGUCAGAGAUAAUAUUAUAAAUACACUCAACUCAACAGAAAGUUUCGAAUAUCAACUAUCAUCAAUUAAAGAUAAUAUAAAUAUUCUUUCCAGUGAAUUACAUGCAAAUGUUGAUCCAAAAAACAAUUCUAAAAAUUCAUUAGCUCAAAUAAAAGAGAAAUCCAAUGGUUGCGAAAAUAUACAUGAAGAAGAAAUGAAGAUAUCUGAACAAAUGAGCGAUCAACUAAAUGAAAGUAAUAAAGGAAUAAAAGAUGACAAAAUGCAAAAAUCGAAUAAUCAAUUAAAUAAAUUUUCUUAAUGAAAUGAAAAUUUGGUAUUUUCGUUUGAUGAAAAAGAUAUAAUUCAUAAAAAUGAUUUGAAAAAAGAGUCGCGGUAUUAUAGCAAAAUUACAAAAUCUCACUACGGAAAUAACAUAUUUUCCAAGAGUUUAGAAUAAUAAUCUUUAGACGAUAAAAGCGAUCAUCUGAAUGGAAUUACGGAUCUUUCCUCAAAAAUAAAAAAUGUAAAACAAUAUAUUUAUUAUAAUAGAGGUAUUAUUCUAAUACAGAACAAUAAUGUAGAAAAAAAAUCUAAUGAAAAGUAGGAGAACUUAUAAAUUUAUUAUUCUUAUAUACAGUUCCAAAUAAAAUACAGUUUGACAAAUCCACUAUUCAAGAAUCCACAAAAUCUAAAAGUUCACCUUUCAAAUAAUUUAUUUUU